Funneliformis geosporum is the source of this 2835-nucleotide messenger RNA. NCBI's taxonomy places the organism in Eukaryota, Fungi, Glomeromycota, Glomeromycetes, Glomerales, Glomeraceae. The record is from the annotation of a GenBank genome assembly.
AUGGAGCUAAAAAUUCUUGAUAAUAAGCUUCUUCACUUAUUACAUCAAGCUCAUAUUUUAGUGGGUAAUACAUUAGAGGAGAAUAAAGCAUGUUCAAUUCAUGAAAGGCUAAGAAUUAGAUUAGAUAAUUUCGAAUCUUUUAUAUGUGAAUCGUCCACAAAUGAACUUGAUUUAGCUGAAAUUGCAACAGACAAACAACCUGAGACACGAACCGAAAUUUCUUUUCUUGACGAAGAUUAUGUGCGAGAACAAUUCGUGGAAAAAUGUCUGGAAACUUUGGAAUUGUUACAAUAUACCCUUACAAAUAUUAAUGAUCUUAAAGGUGUCAGAGAUUUAAGGCUUAUUCAUACAAUGUUAGAAAUAGUUAUAACUUGGGGAGUCUAUCCUUGUUUAUUAUCAGGUGUUGGUGUUCCUCUCUCAAGGAGGACCAGAUCAGGAUAUAUUCAGAAUGAACUUUUGCAAGAUUUAUCAACUGAGGAAAAAAUUAUCAAAAAUAAAAAAACAUCUCCAUUUUCAUUAUACAGUCAAUUAUAUAAUUUAAUGAAAUCAUUAACAAAUAUUAUGUUUACUGAACAUCUUACGGAUGUAUACGCGGCGUUGUUACAAUUAGCUUAUGGACCUUUAUCAAAAAGGAAGCUUAUUGCAACCCCUCCUCAAAAUAACGACGAAAAACUUGUGAGUUCUAUAACUUCAGAAGUGACAAGAGAUUUGGAUGAAGGUGAAAUUGAGAGGAUGCACAAAGAGAGUAUAGAAAUGUUUCGAAAAGUUUUCGAGAGUGCUGAUUCUUUUCAAUCUCUGGAAGCUUUGACCAUGUUAUUGAGUUCCUCUACACUUCACCUAUCGCCUAAAUGGUUUAAAAGUGUCUGUGGUCGAUUUUUAUCACAGAUUUUGCUACGUCCGAAUGGAAUAAGGGAUGUUAUAGAUUUUAUGAUUGGGGGUGAAGGCGAAGUUAACUUAACUACAUUGGAGACAAUUUCCAAAUUAAUUCUAUCUGUUCCAAAUCAAGUAAAAUCCAUAGAAGUAAUUCAAUCGAUUUCUAAUUCUUCGGGAAAUUCUCCAUCAGCGAUACCGCCAAUUUCCAAUGUUUCUUCGUUUACCAUCGUAAGAAUGGCUAACAAAUAUCCAGCGUUGACCAAAAAGUUCGUAAUAACGAAAAUUUUUGGUCCACUAUGGAAAUGGUGGGGAAUCACUUCAGAAGAGCACAGUAAAAUUGUUCAAAACAAUUUUACCACAUCCUCUGAACUUGACCCAUUGAUGAUGAAUGAACAAACAUUACGAUCCAUUAUAACUGUUAUUCAUAGAAUCUUGGUUGGCAGUGAACCUGUACCUGAUUUGAUACACAUGUUUCUGGAGGAUUCAGUAGCGCCUUUAUAUCAUCUUUAUGCCUUUACUUCUACCGAAACAUUGAAGGAAAUUGUAUUUAGGAAAAAUAGAAAAUGGAGAGCUCCGGAGUUAGGAGAAGUAUGUGAAGUAUAUUUUGCUCCCGGAUCUUCUGGUGACGCAGUAAUGAGAUUGCGAUUAAAUGCACAGAGUUUAUCAGAUACGAAAACUUCAAUAGACGUUGAAAUUUUUAUAAAUUUCCUAAAAGUAAUCGCAAAUAAAGAUUUAUCCGGAGAUUUCUUUAUGUAUUUACUCACAGAAUAUACUUAUUCAUUAGCUCAAUACAAAGGAAAUUCAAGACGAAUUCUUACGUUAAUCAAUCUUGUUUUGGCAAUGAUUGAUUGCCUUGGUUCGUCCAUUUUACAGAAACCUGAACAAAUGGUUGCAUUCGUUAAUAACGUUCUCGAGGGUUAUCAUCGAAAGGAUGCCAAUCAGGAGGAACGAAAAGAAAGUAUAUUGGAUGAAUUAAGUAAUAUCGUUAAAGAUGAAGAUAGCAAUGAUGAAGCCUCUACCGAGGUUAAUGAUGAUGAAGAGUUAUUAUACCUAGCAUUAACACUUUUAUCAUCUUUGUUGGAAGAACAUAAAAACCUUUCAAUUCAGGAUUCAGUUUUUGAUAACUUGGAACUUCUUCAAAAUCAUUCAUCUCCUUCCAUUCAAUCAUUAACCCGUAAUAUUCGUUUAACUAUUUUAGCGCGUAAUGCCUCUAAAGCUUCAUCUUUUAAAUAUGAUUUAGAAGAAUCUAUGCGACGACAAGAAUCGCUAAAAAAAUACCAAGAGGCCAUGGACGCACUACAAGAUGAGAUUUUACCUAUAAAAGCUCGAGGAAUCUUAAUGCUUAAAGAAAUGAUACUUGAAAAAGAUCCAUUGAUGGAUAAUGAUGUGAAUUUAAAUGGAGUAUUGGAUAUCUUUAUACAAAUGGUUCAAGUUGAAGAAAGCUUUAUAUAUUUAAAUGCUGUCAAAGGAUUAUCCACAUUAACGGACGUUCAUGGAGAAAAGAUCAUGCGAAAACUGAUGGUAAUUUACUCGAAUGACAAGCAAAGUAUUGACAAUCGAUUACGUAUCGGGGAAGCAAUAUUACAAACUAUUCGAAGAUGUGGAGAAGCACUUGGAAAAUAUAUUGCAACUAUCUUUCCGCCACUUUUAAAUGUUCUAAACAAAGAUCAAAACGUAGACUUACGUGUAUCCGCUUUGAGUAUAAUUGGAUUUUCUUGUGAAACAUCUCCAUUAGCCCUAACAACAUGGUUUCGAGAUGUUGUUGAUUGGACUUUAAAUAUUCUGGAUAUUCAAAAGGAAGUCGAAGUUAGGAGAGCUUCACAUUCACAAAAUAUAUCUUUGAUUCCGUCAGAUUUAUUACAAAGGACUUAUCACACUUUACAAUAUAUUGAAGAAAUAGAUAAAGAUGAAUUAACUAGAUAUCAUGCUAGAGUUGGAAUUACAUUUUUAGAUUACCAAUGA